AUGUUCGGUCGCGUCUGUGGUGUCACGUCGCCGGCGGAGGUGUCUGCGCGGGCGUGUGCGGCGGUCAACGGCUGCUUCGCAGGGGAUGACGAUGACUCCGAGAAUGACGAAUUCUUCGAUGCCUUGGAUGAGCCGUACUACGUACCCAGGUCAAACGAGGAGGAGAAUUCUCCGUGGCCAGAUAUCGACGUCGUGCUCGGGAGGGACCAUGUACAAGGUCUCGUCUACAAUGUCCUGGUCCCGUGGCUGAACGGUCUGUUCGGGGACAUCAAGAUCCCCGACAUCGACAUACCCGUCAUCUCGCUCAAGGCCCUGACAAUCGAGCGACUCGCGUUGGACAAUGUUGAGGUGCUGCGUGAGAGGCCCCCCUUCGCACAUCCCGAGCCCGUGGGCCGGCCGGAGCUCGGGGUGACAACCUUGACCCUGCGGGCGGACACCUCUCUACGAGCCAGCCUCCUCGUCGGGAAGACUGGCGGGUCCAAGGUCACAGUCACCCUGAACAACACCAAAGCCCAAGUCAACGUGGAGCUCUUCAAAGACCGUCACAGGUACUACACAGCUGGUGGUACCAACAACCUGCUCAUGGUGAGCGUCACCAAGAUCUACCUCGAGGAUAUCUGGAGCGAACAGACGGCCCGACAUCUGGAGACCGAAUCGACUGGCUGGCUCUCCGCGAGCGUGAACGCAGCCAUCAUUGCCUCCACGACGCUCAUCUACCGACAGCUCCACAGCGGCGUGAACAACUGGGGCUCCAGCGAAGGGGCUGCCCUGAGUCUCACCUGGCCCCUGGACGUUCUGAACGGCUUACCCUUGGGUCCAAGUUCUCCAUGCAUAGGACAGAAAGACCGACUCGACCGUUGCAGGGCGAAGCUUCGCAUCGGCGUCCCAGUGUUCGAUUUCAACGAGAACAUGGAGUUACACUUGGUGCUGGAGGUCAGUCCGUUUGUGGAGCGCACCCGCAUUGCCCCGACCAUUGCUGGAUCGACGCACCUGGCCGCAUUCGUAGGAAAACCCAUGCUCUACCAGAGCGUGGACGGUCGAGGGGCAAACAUGACGUACAGCGAUGCCUUGGAUCUGUGCAUCCACGACGAGGGGGAAUGCGAGUCUGUUUGGGCCGACAUUCGGAGCAAUGGCAGGCUGGAGUAUCGGAUUGGUCGCACCCGCUACCCCGUGCCCGACUCGGAGGAGCAUUGGCACGACUGCGGGAACCUAGGGGAAGAUUGCGAAUUUGGGAAUUGGCAUAUUCUAUGUUUCAGAGGUCUUGCACACAUGUGCUAUCUAUGCUAUCGAAGACGCCUUCUGCGAAUCACCGCCGCCCCCUGCCUUUCUUGA
This is a messenger RNA of Prorocentrum cordatum, 1332 nucleotides long. The record is from the annotation of a GenBank genome assembly. Lineage: Eukaryota; Dinophyceae; Prorocentrales; Prorocentraceae.